AUGGCUUUGGAACUGACUUUGGUUGGAAACACAUCGUUCAAUAAUGUGGUUUGUAAUAUAUUUCAUGAUCACUUGAGAGAGAGAGAGACUAAUGGGACAGAAGCUUGGGAUCUGAUUCGUCGUCCUCUUCCUCUGUCUUCUUUGUUUCCACUAAUAGGAUCGAAACUCAGGAUUCGCUACCACACGUUACUCUGCCUUGUCACCGGAGACGAGAUAGAGAGCGAUCAAGGUGUGACGGAGAUGCGAAAAUGGAGACGAGGAGAAAGGCCAAAGCUUCCAGCUUCCAGCUUCCACCUCCACCCUCCGGAGCUGCUACAUCACCAGGUUUCUCAUUCCGAUCAACAGCUAUCAUCCCCCUGGGCUCAAAUACUUAGGCAGACUCAAAUGCUGGAGUACACCGGAGGUUGUCGGAGUUUGUCGGAAUUCACCGGAAUGUCAUUGGUCUGGUUGGAUUUGGUGGCCGCAGAGAAUUGGAAGAUCCUGGGAGAUCGAUUUGCAGAUCUCCUUACAAGUAAAAUGCUACAUUAG
Messenger RNA from Eruca vesicaria subsp. sativa (arugula), 528 nucleotides. Lineage: Eukaryota; Viridiplantae; Streptophyta; Magnoliopsida; Brassicales; Brassicaceae. The record is from the annotation of a GenBank genome assembly.